ACUCUCCGGGAGAGGAUGCUGCCUUGUUAUAAAAGCAUCACUUAUAAAGAACGGGAGGACUUGACACUCCGGCCCCGUUCCUGCCUUCAGUGCUCCGAGUCCCUAGCAGGCCUCCAGGUGGUCAGAAGCACCAAGCAGGGUGAUCCCGACCAGCUGAAAGAAUUGUAUUUGGCUGGGAACCUGACAGUGCUGGUUACUGCCUGCCUGCUCCAUCAGGACCCAGUGCAGGUAGACUUCCACUUUCACCUCACUCCCCAGACCUCUGCUCAUUGGCACGGCCUGCUCUGUGACCAUCGACUCUUCCUGGAUAUCCCAUAUCGAGCCUUGGACCAAGGCCACCAGGAAAGUUUGACUGCAACACUGGAGUAUGUGGAGGAGAAGACCAAUGUGGACUCCGUGUUUGUAAACUUCCAAAACAACCAGAAUGAUAGAGGUACCCUGCUACGGGCCUUCAGCUACAUGGGCUUUGAAGUUGUCAGACCAGAUCACCCUGCCCUCCCUCCCUGGGACAAUGUCAUCUUUAUGGUAUAUUCCCUUGACAGGGACCUUGGCCACCUGCCCAGUGAGCCUUCCUGAAUGUGCUUAUUACUACUAUGUGAGGUGUUGGAAACCUUGAUAAGUGGAAACCAGGGACCCAGGAUGUGAUUUAGAAUACCUUUUUCCAUCCUAGGAAUAAAGGGUAGUGCCAUCAAGUGUUCACUGGUUUUGGGGGCAAAGGUGGGGUUGGCUGGAGUGAAACAUGAACCUUAUGGAGCUGAAUUCACUGUAGAAUAAAUGUUUAAUGAUUGAGUAGAUCAGAGGGGCCUGGACCAGAAAGGGAGGGGACCCAAAGAUUUUAGGCUCCUUCUGCCUUUCUCCCACCCCUCCCAGUCAUUUACCAGCAUUCUAAUCAUUUUCUGAGAGCCUGAGAGAACCAAGCACUAAGGAAUUCAGAAAGAAAAGCCUUUUUGGGAGACUUCAUCCAUAUAUUCCAGUUCAAACUGGAGGCAAGUACUAAUUCCUUCUCU
Molecule: messenger RNA, 1007 nt
Organism: Manis javanica (Malayan pangolin)
Lineage: Eukaryota; Metazoa; Chordata; Mammalia; Pholidota; Manidae
Gene: OAZ3
Product: ornithine decarboxylase antizyme 3
Biological process (GO): positive regulation of protein catabolic process
Cellular component (GO): cytoplasm; nucleus
Molecular function (GO): ornithine decarboxylase inhibitor activity
Source: RefSeq, a predicted model, not a curated record